Messenger RNA from Cladophialophora yegresii CBS 114405, 1134 nucleotides. RefSeq names its product DNA-binding protein creA. The coding region runs from base 1 to 1134 and encodes 377 amino acids. The record is from RefSeq and is a predicted model, not a curated record. Lineage: Eukaryota; Fungi; Ascomycota; Eurotiomycetes; Chaetothyriales; Herpotrichiellaceae. The transcript has a single exon. Gene Ontology annotation, cellular component: cytoplasm; nucleus. Gene Ontology annotation, molecular function: RNA polymerase II cis-regulatory region sequence-specific DNA binding.
AUGGCCGCCGCUGUCAGCCUGAUGCCGACGCCGUUGCCCUCGCAGCCUGCCAACCCAGACGACCGACAAGACCUCCCGCGGCCGUACAAGUGCCCUCUCUGCGACCGAGCGUUCCAUCGUCUAGAGCAUCAAACCCGACACAUCCGGACGCAUACAGGAGAGAAGCCUCACGCUUGUCAGUUCCCUGGUUGCAGCAAACGCUUCAGCAGAUCCGAUGAGUUGACUCGCCAUUCACGCAUACACAACAACCCGAACUCACGCAGGAACCAAAAAACACAUCAAGUUGCUGCCGCCGCCGCAUUGGCUGGCCUUCAAGAUGGCUCAAACCAGAACCUCGUGGCCCAGGCCCAGAUGAUGCCACCGCCGAAGAAUAGUCUGCCACGUUCAGCACCUACUUCAGUCGUCGGCUCACCUAAUGUUUCACCGCCACAUUCAUUCGCCGUCCAAGCCUCAAUUCACGGCCCUCAUAUGCCUACUCAUCUGGGUCCAUUUGGACGAAGUGAUGACCGGAAUGCAAUGGACAUCAAUCUACUUGCCACUGCCGCUUCUCAAGUCGAGCGGGACGAGCACGUCACAAGAGUUCCUUACCAGCAUCAGCACCAUCUUUUCAGUCAUCGAAGCCACCACACCAAUGGACGUCUGCCUUCUCUAUCAGCCUACGCCAUCUCUCACUCGAUGUCGAGAUCGCAUUCACAAGAAAACCAUGACGAAGAUCACCGUGUAAAGCGCUCUAGACCAAACUCGCCACACUCCACCGCUCCCUCGUCACCUACAUUCUCCCAUGAGUCAAUCUCGCCGACACCAGAUCACACACCCCUGGCGACCCCUGGCCACUCUCCUCGGCUUCGACCCCAUGGCAGCGAUCUGCAGCUCCCAGGCCUCCGACAUCUUUCGUUAGGUCACACCCCUCUCCUAGCUCCCAUGGAACCCCAAGCCGAUGGCUCUUACUCCCAUAUCCCGACGCCACAACAUACCGGGCCUUCGAUCGCCGAUAUCGUGACAGGAACCCAGCGCAAGCUCCCGGUUCCCCAGCUCCCUAAAAUUGGUGUCUCUGAAAUGCUACAUUUGCCCGGUGGCUUGAGCUCAGGAGAAUCAAGUUCAGCGGCGUCGAUCAACGGCGACUUGGCACGGUGA